GUUGUCGCUGACUUCACACUUGUAUCUUUCUGUCUGAAAUCGAUAAGUGAUUGGCUUUUGCUGGUGGUAAAACUGUGGUGGGCGCGGUGACAGAAGGGUUCGUCAUGGCCUUGAAAAGGAGACGGACGACUUCCCCCUCUAGCAGUGUGAGUGGAGGAGAUUUUGACGAUAACCAAACUUCGUCGUUAGUGUCUUCAAUUGGGAGAAAGAGGAGAAGGACCUCAAACAUACCGACUGUGGAUCCUAUCGCUGUUUGUCACGAACUGUACAACACAAUCCGAGAUUAUAAGGACGACCAGGGCAGGAUGUUGUGUGAGCUGUUCAUCAGAGCUCCUAAACGCAGGAAUCAACCAGACUACUACCACGUGGUGUCUCAGCCCAUCGACAUGAUGAAAAUCCAGCAGAAAUUGAAGAUGGAGGAGUACGACGACGUCGAUCAACUCACCACUGACUUUCAGCUGUUAUUUAAUAAUGCUAAAAUGUAUUACAAGUCCGAGAGUCCCGAGUACAGGGCCGCCUGUAAACUGUGGGACCUUUACCUGCGGACCAAAAAUGAAUUUAUCCAGCGAGGGGAAUAUGAUGACGAUGACGAUGACGACGGGUACGACGCACAAGACAAUCCUGUGGGGACCACUGAAGAUGAGCAGAGUGCACCUACCUGCCUGAAAGAGGUUCUUGAGCAGCUCCUCGAUGCUGUGGUAGCUUACACCGAGCCCAGUGGUCACCUGGUGAGCGAGCUGUUCCAGAAGCUUCCCUCCAAAAUGCAAUACCCCGACUAUUAUGCCAUCAUUAAGGAACCGAUUGAUCUGAAACUUAUUGCUCAAAAAAUCCAGUUGGGCCAAUACAGGAGUGUCAAUGUCAUGGCCAAAGACAUAGAUUUGCUGGUCAAAAAUGCCAAAACUUACAAUGAGCCUGGAUCACAGGUGUUUAAGGACGCAAACACCAUUAAAAAGAUUUUUACACAGAAGAAGUCUGAGAUGGAACACGGAGAGCCGAUCAAGUCCAGCAUUCGCAUCAGGAAUAGGAGGUCUGCCCAGGGAGACCGCCUCUCAGCAAUCACUAUGGCUCUUCAGUAUGAAAGUGAUGAGGAAGGCAUACUCUCUGGGUCUGUUCACUAUGAUGAGGGCGAGUCUGAGGCAGAGAGCAUGACGUCGAACAUGGACAUGAGUAACCCCAUCUUCCAGCUGUACGAAGCUGUGCGAGGUGCUAGGAACAGCCAGGGCCAGCUGAUCUCUGAGCCUUUUCUACAGCUGCCCUCCAGGAAGGACUACCCCGACUACUACCACCGGAUUAGCCAACCCCUUUGCCUCCAUCAGAUCAAGAACAAGAUGAAGAACAAUGAAUAUGAGAAUGUCGAGCACAUCGACUCUGACCUGACGCUCAUGUUAGAGAAUGCCAAACGUUACAAUGUCCCUCACUCCUCCAUCUACAAGCGUGCGCUCAAGCUCCAGCACAUUCAGCAGAUGAAGAGAAAGGAGCUUUUACACAGAGAUGAUGAUGAUGGAGACAGCAUGCUCUCAUCUGCCACGUCUGACACCAGUAGUACUAAAAGGAAAAGCCACAAAAAGAAUACGAAGAAAAACCGAAUGAAAGCUCUCCUAGCUGCGGUGACUGAGGCACGACAAGCUGGCACCGGUCGGAGACUGUGUGACCUUUUCAUGGUCAAGCCCUCGAAGAAGGACUACCCCGACUACUACAAGGUCAUCCUGGAGCCAAUGGACCUCAGGACCAUUGAGUACAACAUCCGCUCAGACAAGUACAUGACCGAAGAUUCAAUGUUGGAACAUAUGAAGCUGAUGUUCCGCAACGCACGACAUUACAACGAGGAAGGCUCACAGGUGUACAAUGACGCAGACAUCCUAGAGAAGAUAAUGGAAGACAGACGCAGGGACCUUGGACCAGCGACUGAUGAUGAUGACAUCAUGUCCCCCAAGUUGAAAAUAAGAAAGAAUAGUAUUACACUGAAGAAGUCCAAGUAUCUAACACCCUUACAGCAAAAGCUGAAUGAGCUUUACGAGGCUGUCAAGAACUACACAGAUAAACGAGGCCGCCGUCUCAGCACAAUCUUCCUGCGGCUGCCGUCUCGCGCCGAGCUGCCCGACUAUUACAUAGCUAUCAAGAAACCUGUGGACAUGGAGAAGAUCAGGAACCACAUGUUGGCUAAUAAGUACCAAGAUGUGGAUGCACUAGUGGAGGACUUUGUGCUCAUGUUCAACAAUGCCUGUACUUACAAUGAACCUGAGUCUCUUAUUUACCGAGACGCUCUGAUGCUGCACAGGGUGCUUUUAGAGAGGAGGCGUGACCUGGAGGGAGGAGAUGAUGCUCAUGUGCCCGAUGUGCCUCGCCUCAUCCAGGAACUCAUCCGCAGCCUCUUUGUUUCUGUGCACAGUCACCAAGAUGACGAGGGCCGUUGCUACAGUGAUUCACUUGCUGAGAUUCCUGCCCUAGAUCCUGCAAAUCCUGAGAAGCCACAGCUCAAUUUCGAGAUAAUCCGUAGGCAUGUAGACCGAGGACAUUAUAAGAGGUUGGAUGUGUUUCAGGACCACAUGUUUGAAGUGCUGGAAAAGGCCAGACGAUUGAAUAGGACCGACUCUGAGAUCUUUGAAGAUGCUGUGGAGCUGCAGCAGUUCUUCAUCCGUAUCAGAGAUGAGCUGUGUAAGAAUGGGGAGAUUUUGAUGUCUCCAGCUCUCAGCUAUACCUCCAAACACUUGCAUAGUGAUGUGGAGAAGGAGAAGAAAGAGAAGCUACCCAAGGAGUUUGAGGAGGACAAUAUCAAGAGGGAAGAGGAGAAGAGGGAAGCUGAGAAGAGGGAGGACUCGGCCGGUGGAUCGUGGCAGUCUAACCUACAACGCACAUACAGCCAGGACUGCAGCUUCAAGGACAGUAUGUACCAUGUGGGAGACUACGUGUAUGUGGAGCCUGCGGAGCCCAACCUCCAGCCCCAUGUCAUCCACAUUGAACGCCUUUGGGAAGAUGAUGUUGGUGAGAAAUGGCUAUACGGCUGCUGGUUCUACAGACCAAAUGAAACUUUUCACCUUGCUACGAGAAAGUUCCUGGAGAAGGAAGUCUUUAAGGGUGACUAUUACAACAAAGCUCCCGUCAGCAAGAUCCUGGGGAAAUGUGUGGUCAUGUUUGUGAAGGAAUAUUUCAAACUUCACCCAGACGGCUUUAGAGCGGAGGACGUAUAUGUGUGUGAAUCGCGCUACUCUGCCAAAUCCAAAUCCUUCAAGAAGAUCAAGUUGUGGACCAUGCCCCUGAGCUCUGUCCGGCUGGUUCCCAGAGAGGUGCCCCUACCUGUGGUCCGCGUGGCAUCCAUGUUUGCCCCCAAACAAGAGGAGAAACCACUCGAGAUUGUUGAUGAAAGCAAAAUGAUUGAUGGAAUAGUGGACAAGGAGAGGGAGGACGUUCCGAUGGAUAUGGCCAAUGCAGACCCUGGAUGUCAGUACUAUGAGCAGCUCUGCUACAACAACCACUGGCUCAAAAUGGGAGACUUUGUCUACAUUGGUUCUCAUGGACUAGUGCGCCACCGAGUGGGCAGGAUUGAGAAAAUGUGGAUGCGCGACGGAGCAGGCUACUUCUUUGGCCCCAUAUUCAUCCAUCCAGAGGAAACAGAGCAUGAGCCCACGAAGAUGUUCUACAAGAAGGAAGUGUUCCUCAGCAACCUGGAGGAGACGUGUCCCAUGACCUGCAUCAUUGGAAAGUGUGUCGUGUCAUGCUUCAAAGAGUACCUGUCAUGCCGACCCACUGAAGUCCCUGAAGAGAACGUUCUGCUCUGCGAGAGUCGCUACAUUGACAGUGAGAAGCAGAUGAAGAAAUUCAAGGGGCUUAAGCGCUUUUCACUCUCUGGGAAGGUUGUGGAGGAUGAAAUCUACUACUUCAGAAAGCUCAUAGUGCCUCAGAAGGAGCCAUCACCACUGCUGGACAAAAAGAUUGAGGAGCUGGAGGCUAAGUUUGCUGACAUGACGGAUGAGGAACUAGAGGACCUUGGGGAUGAUGAUGGCGAGCUCGGGGACCACUCUCUCCCGCAGAUGCAGUCUUCCAUGUCUGGUGACAUGGAUAUCAUGCCUUACACUCCUCCACAGUCCACACCAAAAUCCAUAAAAGGCCUCACAAAGAAGGAAGGCUCAAAGCGGAAGAUCAACAUGAGUGGCUAUAUCCUGUUCAGCAGUGAGAUGCGUGCUGUCAUCAAAGCCCAGCACCCAGACUUCUCCUUUGGGGACCUGAGCCGCCUCGUUGGCACAGAGUGGAGGAACCUGGAGAGUACCAGGAAAGCAGAGUAUGAAGAGCGAGCAGCAAAAGUGGCAGAGCAGCAGGAGCGUGAGCGGGCCCAUCAUCAGACGUCCCCUAGAGCAGGUACCCCAGUAGGGGCACUGAUGGGGGUGGUGCCUCCCCCAACCCCCAUGGGGAUGCUAAAUCCCAGCAUGACGCCUGUGUCAGAAGAUGUGAUGGGUGCAUAUAGAUCAUCUAUGAUGCCCCAGCAGGGCCAUGUUGAAGGCAUGGUUAGUAUGACUGGCAUACCACCACAUCUCAUGGGGGUGCCUGUCUUUCCCCAACAUCUUCUUCCCGUUAUGCCUGGGUUCCAUGGAAUGCCGUCCUUUGGUGUCAACGGCAUGGGAAGUCCUGGACAAGGAAAUAUUCAUGGUUCACAGAUUGGUUUGAUGGGUUCGGGACAGCAAGCUCCACCACCAUAUCCAGGACAAGGCCUGAUGGGACAACCUGCGCUCCAGCAGCCAUCCACCCCACUGUUUGUGUCCCCACCAGCCAAGACUCAGCGGCUGCUUCACUCGGAGGCAUAUCUCAGAUACAUUGAGGGUCUUUCUGCAGAAUCGUCUACCGUGAGCAAGUGGGACCAAGCUCUCUCAGUUAAAAAACAAGAUGUGCGCCUGACAAAAGAGCAAGAGAGCAGACUACCGUCCCACUGGCUGAAGAGUAAGGGCGCACACAAGACUAUGGCCGAUGCACUUUGGCGACUCCGUGACCUGAUGCUGCGAGAUACCCUAAACAUCCGUCAGACGCACAACCUGUAGCAUGUUCACAUUCUGAGCCUCUGUUCCCAAACCUGUGAGACAGGAAGACGGGUUAAGCUCACUAAAAGUGUCCACUUUGUAUUGUCAUUUGAUAUGUGUUUGUGGUAAGGUGCCUUCAGUGUUGAAGCUGUUUUUUUGUUUAACAUUUCAGAUAUGCUGUUCCAAAUAUGCUCUUGUUAAAACUGUCAUUCUGUGAUGGAUGCGCUCACACUUUCACAAUUAAAAUGUGAACAGUUCAA
This is a messenger RNA of Solea senegalensis (Senegalese sole), 5266 nucleotides long. RefSeq names its product polybromo 1 (gene pbrm1). The record is from RefSeq and is a predicted model, not a curated record. Lineage: Eukaryota; Metazoa; Chordata; Actinopteri; Pleuronectiformes; Soleidae. Gene Ontology annotation, biological process: chromatin remodeling. Gene Ontology annotation, cellular component: RSC-type complex. Gene Ontology annotation, molecular function: chromatin binding; protein binding. Bases 105 to 5027 code for a protein of 1640 amino acids. The transcript is spliced from 30 exons.